This is a messenger RNA of Helianthus annuus (common sunflower), 711 nucleotides long. Its product is annotated as protein FAR1-RELATED SEQUENCE 2-like. Gene Ontology annotation, biological process: regulation of DNA-templated transcription. The record is from RefSeq and is a predicted model, not a curated record. The transcript is spliced from 4 exons. Bases 1 to 711 code for a protein of 236 amino acids. NCBI's taxonomy places the organism in Eukaryota, Viridiplantae, Streptophyta, Magnoliopsida, Asterales, Asteraceae.
AUGUCUAAGCUGAAUUCGGGUCCCGUCAAGGCGUUUAAUGUUAUGAAGACUUGUUUUGGCGGUUCUGAAGAUGUGGGUGCAAGUAAAGUUAAAUUUAAGAACUAUAAAAGAUACUCUAUGGUGUUUAUACCGUUCACUGGUAUAGACAAUCAUCACUGCAAUGUUACAUUUGGUGCAGCAUUAUUGGCGUCGGAAACUGCUGAUACGUAUAUUUGGUUGUUAAGAGUUUUUCUAAAAGCUGUUGGUUCUCAACCAAAAGUUGUUAUCAAUGACCAAGAUCCAACAAUGAAGAAGGCUAUUUCUGUUGUAUUUGUUGACAUGAGGCAUCGGUUAUACAUGUGGCAUGUGAUGCAUAAACUUUCUCUGAAGGUUGGUGUUAGGCUAUGCAAUUCCACCAAUUUCAAAGAACGUAUUUAUGGUGUUGUGUGGACGGAUAUUCUCACACCUGAAGAGUUUAAAUCAGAAUGGGAAGCAGUUAUCGCAGAGUUUAAUUUAGCAGAUAAUGACUGGCUAUCUGAUAUUUUUGCACUUAGGGAAUCUUGGAUCCUUACAUACUAUAGAAUGGCAGAGAUGUCGGGUCUUAUGCGAACGACAUCGAGGAACAGAAAAUGUCGCCACGAUUCAGAAGAGGAGGAUGAGGCAAGGCGCCAUUCACCAGCCAUGACCAUGAAGCCGGACCUUCCCACCGGCGAACCCCUUCUGUUACCAUGA